Paramuricea clavata is the source of this 4689-nucleotide messenger RNA. The record is from the annotation of a GenBank genome assembly. NCBI's taxonomy places the organism in Eukaryota, Metazoa, Cnidaria, Anthozoa, Malacalcyonacea, Plexauridae.
CCAAUAUAUAAAACGUUGACACUGAAGAAUAUUUAAUUCAUACAGUAGUGUAUUUCGAAAUAUUAAGUCCGAGAGAAUCAGAAAGUCUGAAAUCGUACCUGGCUUGCGCUAUUCAUUGACGAAGUCAUUGGUUGCAUAAAACAGACGAAAGUAGUCGAUUGGAGUAUAUUAUCGGGAAACACGUAUCAGAUUGAAGACAUCCUGUUUAAACUAUAUAUAAGUUGUCGUUGAUCCUUGAUCAACGUCACACUGAAACGUUUAUUAACGAACGAAGGUCAGGAAUAUACUAUUUUAUAUAAUUAUAUGAAAAUAUGAAUACCAUAGUGUCGCUCGCUUUCUUGUUUGUCCUGUCAGUUUAUGGAGCCCAAGGACUCAGUUGCUAUUGCCGCAUGGCACGGUGUGAGGAUACAGAGUCGUUGAAACGACGAUGCAAAGGCGGUCUGGUAGACGAUGUUUGCCUGUGUUGCAAAACAUGUGCCAAAGUUGAAGGCGAAACGUGCGGCGGUUUGUGGGGACUUGAUGGAACGUGUGACCAAGGUCUGUUCUGUAAAGGUAGUGAUCGUCUAUACAUGAUGACGCGGGGUAUCUGCGCACAACAAACUCCAAGUAUCAAAGUAACAACAGAGGUAAAUGUGGAACGGCGUCCAUGCUACCCUGCGUGCAGCCUCAAGUAUCUACUUGAGUAGAUAUUUAAUUUUAUCUACUCAAGUAGAUAUUUAAAAAAUUCGGGUUGAGGCUGCACGCAGGCUACGUCCAUGCUUCACAAAUUUUUAAUUAAUGCGUGUAAAUCGGAUACAAAUUUCCUCUUGAUUAACAUUUUAUUUAACCUUUUUGUUUGAUUUUCUUAUUAAUGAUUCGAUUGCAUUUCGUUCGGCGAUUCCGAUUUUAAAAUAGUCUAUAAAGGCGCCCGAUCGCGUCCAAUCUGUAUGGGAUUUACAAUCACUGGAUCAAUUGAAGUAUACGACCCCCAUAUAGAUGAGUUCUCUAAAUAGCUGCCUCGUUCUUUGAUAAACCCUAUUUUAUUUACUAAAGACACUUUUAAAUAUUCAUGAAGGCAGUUCUUUGGAGAAGUAACUUAAUUAUGGGGGGUUGCAUACUUCAACUGAUCCCAAUCACUUGCCUUGGGCUAGUGUAAAUGAAUUCAGAUCGAGCGCUAAUGCUUUAUCUACCACUUAAAAAUAUAUAGCAAUAAUUCGAAAGCAAAACAUUUUUGAUGAUUAUUAUUGUUGAUCUAUAAAGUAUAAUAGACAAUUCCCAUUAAAGACUAAUUUUAAAACUAUGCAAGGAGACGGAAACAAAUCACCACAGCUAGAAAGAGCAUACUAAAAUGAAUAUAACCUUGCAAAGUUCGCAAAUUUUGUAUACUUUAAUUUGUAUUGCGUGCGGAAAUUGCUACGCAACCACAUUUGAGCCGAAAAGCAAUUUCCGCACGCAAAACAAAAGUAUACAAAAUUUGCAAACUUUGCAAGGCUAUAUUUUCCGCAUUUCAAAACCAAACUUUGCAAUUUUACUCAUUUUAGUAUGCUCUUUCUGGCUGUGGUGAUUUAUUUGCAUCUCCUUGCCUAGUUUUAAAAUUAGUCUAUAAUGGGAAUUGUCUAUAUCUCUUAAUUUAACAGUAAAACUUUAGUGUCCAUUUUCUCGGCUUCUCACUAAACAUGAAGCUAAAAUAAACAUGCUUUGUGUGACUCGGCUUUAGAAAAUCUAUCAAACCUUUUAUUGAGUUUCUUUGUUAUAAUAAACCAAUCACAAACUUGUUUCUUUGCCGUGGGCGUGGUGACUCCGGCUUCUACAAGGUUGGUUUUGAAAAUGACACAUUUAUUGCUAUAUAGUUUCCAACAUCAUGGCAGAAUAUAUUGAAAACAACUGAAACUUCAUAUUCUGGGGAUGAAAGUGGAGACAAUUCAGAAAGCAGUGGUGAAGAGACAGAGAAACCCACUCAAGAAACAAUUGAGUUACCGAUAGUUGAUCCUAUUGAGGUAAUUCUUCAUUUUCUGUAUUCUUUUACUAUUUAGUUCAAACGUCAAACAUUUUAUUUGCCCGGGAACCGAAUGCCCGAACUAGAGGCUUGCAACUAUAUAGGGGAGCACUUAUCCCCCCCCACCCAAGUCAAAGUCCCUCUUCUCUAAUACGCAAGCAAAACAAUGAAGAAAAACGGAAUUUAGAAGUGAAGUUUGAUAUUCUAGUAACUGAAAUUUGCUUUGUGAAUCUUAUGUCAUGUCUUUUAUCUUGUCUAUUUAAAAAUGGCUAUUUAAAAAUGCAAACAUUGUGUUGUAAAUACCUUAGAUUUUAAGAAUAUCCCAGUGGAUAGCACAACCCAGACCCUAGAUAGAUUUGAGUUGUUGGAAGGCUAUGCUAAACAAGUUAGUGACCGAGUUGUGGUAUUUACAUGAACACACCAUGCAACUACUUAACUGAAGAUUCGUUCUACCUACAGUACAGUGUAAAGGCCCUGUCAUACUAUUGCGUAUCGUAUAGCGCGAAAUACAGUACUCAUACGCUGGCAUUUCAAAGGAUUUUUGUGCGUAUGAAAAUUAUUUUAUUAAUUUUCAUACGCUUCUAAUACUUUCUCUCAUACGCAAUAGUGUGACAGGGCCUUAACGUUGUCAAAAAAUCUGUUUCAGAAAAUGCACAAAAUGCAGUCCUAGGGGUGGAAAAUACAGACCCCCAGUACCAUUACAUACGACACCAAACCAAAGUUUUUGUCACCAACAACCAUAAAAAAUUGUACAUUUAUUACUAUAUAUGUAGUUCCCAACGUCAUGGCAAAAUAUAUUGAAAACGACUGAAAUUUCAUAUUCUGGGGAUGAAAGUGGAGACGAUCCAGAAAGCAGUGGUGAAGAGACAGAGAAACCCACUAGCAAAUGGAGCUGGUUUGCAUCGCCUGAACGUGAACAAACUCAAGAGACAACUGAGUUGCCGACAGUCGAUCCUACUGAGGAAGAGGUCAUACUUCAUUUUCUGUAUUCUUUUACUAUUUAGUUCAAACGUCAAACAUUUCAUUUGCAGGGCGAACCGAACCAGAGCCUUUUAACUAUAUAACUGGGGGGCCAAAGCUCCCCCCCCCCAAAGCCCAAUGGUGCCCCAGCCCUUUCAGAAAACGCACAAAAUGCGGUCCUAACAUAAAACACCACACCAAACUUUUUGUUACCAAAAACUAUCAGUAAUCUCUCCACACUCAGUAUAGAAUGGUCCCUUUUUGUAGAUGCCAUGCACAGACAAAUUCUUUAAAAAGGCCCUUGGCCAAACCCAAUUCAAAUCAGUUCGAACAAGAGUUUACAUCAUUUUACAUUAACAUUAGAUUUAUGUUAUGAUUGUAUCAUGAAUUGCUACCUUUCAUUGUAAUAUGAGCAACAAACAGCAUUGCUGCAACUUGCAAAAAAAACUGAUUUCAAUGCAUGUUAAUAAAAAAUGCUCGCACAUAAGUAAGGGACUGGUCAUAAAGUAACUGCUAGGGUGGGCUAGCUGGAGGUAAAUCACAAAUUUUGCCAAUAAGUUUGGUGACCCAUCUUAGGAUGUAGAUAAAAAUUUCAAAGCCCAUCUAAUCUUACAAAAAAAUUUUCAUGACCCACCCAAUCUAAAUUGGGAAAAUACACUUUUAUAAUAAAAAAAAAACUUGCAGGUAUGAACAUUGUAAAUAUACACCGGCACUGUAUUGACACACAUAAUUCCACCAAGCUUGACCAACACAUUCAUCACCAAUUACGAUAAUGAGCUGCUCUCCAGUUGGUUGUAUUUGCUAUGAUUCAACCACUUCUUCUUGUUGUAUAAACAAAGUACUGGCUUCAAUAGUAUCAUUUGCAUUUGAUAAUUUGGAUAGUUUUGUUUACUUUUAUUAUUAAUAUCUUUAUUUUUUGAAGUAGACACUGCAUGCAUGGGUUUUUGUUUGGUGGCCCAACCGUGGACAUACAAAAAAAUUGGCGGCCCAUCAAAACUGCGCAAAGAUUUUCCAUGGCCCAUCCCAAAUCACUCCAGCCCAAAUCACUCCAGCCCACCCUAGCAGUUACUUUAUGACCGGUCCCUAACCAAAUAUCAAAAUAUGAGACCACAUAUAGUUUGUAAAUAAUUCUUCUUAACAUGCAUUGAUAUCAGUUUUUGUGGCAAGUUGUAGCAACUUUGUUGUUCAUAUCACUUCACCUUUAGUUUGAUCCUUCAAACAAAGAAGACGACUCACAAUUCUACUUGAUAGUGAAAAAGAUGAAAUAAUUAACGACAAAUGCAUGCCCAAUCACGAAUGAAAUUAUUUUGCUUCAAUUUUAUAGGUCAUAGUGUUUUUCUAAGACGUAAAGAAUCCACAAUUAAAAGAUGAUGGAAUGUGCAAAUGCUUCAAAAAAGGAAUCAAUGCAAUUAGCCUUUCUCACGCCGCCAUUUUUGGGUGGCAUUUCAGCCGAAGUCUGCGAGAUAAGCCCACGUAACAGUGACUUUUUAUAAUUUUUUGGACGAAUGAUGGUAAAUUUGCUUUGGAAAUGGUUAGUUUAUUUUGAAAAAUUGCUUUUCACAUUGUUUUAAUUGUCUGUAUUGGUUAACGAGAAUUGGAUGCCACCCAAAAAUGGCGGAUGUUCGUCAUCAUGAGAAAGGCUAAUUGAAUCACUGCAAUUUUAUAAUGACUUACAUUCAUAUGUACAAGAUGAACAUUUGUACAUAUGGCAGGACCACACAUGACAAUAUAAUAAUAGUAAAUGCUAUGUAUAU